This is a messenger RNA of Rhodamnia argentea, 1753 nucleotides long. Its product is annotated as vesicle-associated protein 1-1-like. Bases 16 to 1443 code for a protein of 475 amino acids. Gene Ontology annotation, biological process: endoplasmic reticulum membrane organization. Gene Ontology annotation, cellular component: endoplasmic reticulum membrane; plasma membrane. NCBI's taxonomy places the organism in Eukaryota, Viridiplantae, Streptophyta, Magnoliopsida, Myrtales, Myrtaceae. The transcript has 12 exons. The record is from RefSeq and is a predicted model, not a curated record.
CCCUGUGAUUCAGCCAUGAGCACCGGUGAUCUCCUCAGAAUCGAACCUCAAGAGCUUCAGUUCCCUUUGGAGUUGAGGAAGCUGAUCUCUUGCUCUCUCCAGCUGUCGAAUGAGACCGAUAACUAUGUAGCUUUCAAGGUGAUGACGACGAAGCCGAAGAAGUACUUCGUCAGGCCUAACACUGAAAUCGUGUUGCCUUGGUCUACCUGUGAUGUUAAAGUUACAAUGCAAGCUCAAACGGAAGCACCUCCUGACAUGAACUGCAAGGAUAAGCUUCUCUUCCAAAGUGUAACUGCAAGUCCGGGGGCGACCGCAAAGGAUAUCACGCGAGAAAUGGUAAUUAUUGACUUGAGUUCUCUUAAUGCAGAAAUUAACCUAACCGAGUCUGCCGGUGUCGGAUUCCAGUUCAAUGCAGAACCGGGCCGCGAUGUCAAAGAGUGCAAGUGGGAAAAAUGUACGAAAAGGGGAGAUGACGGGGCAGCAUUGAGGUGGGACACUGCCGAUGUUAGAGGAGACCGCAGCAGCCCAAAGCGGACGUCAAAGUGGAAUCGGAAUCGGGUACAAACGUCGCCGUCCCGCUCCCACGUUCUCUCUCUCCGUCUCUCCCUUUCUCUCUCUUGCUCGCUCCGCCUUCGCUCUCUCUCUCGCCGUCGCUCGCCGCAGGGAGAGGUUCCGCCUCCGCCUCCGCCUCCGCCUCCGCCUCCGAUCUGUCCCCGCGGUUCCGCCAUGGGUAUGGGCGAUCUCCUCAGAAUCGAACCUCAGGAGCUUCAAUUCGCUUUCGAGUUGAGGAAGCAGAUCUCUUGCUCUCUCCAGCUUUCUAACAAGACCGACAGCUAUGUAGCUUUCAAGGUGAAGACGACGAAUCCGAAGAAGUACUGCGUCAGGCCUAACACUGGAAUCAUAUUUCCUAGGUCUACCUGUGAUGUUAUAGUUACAAUGCAAGCUCAAAAGGAAGCACCUCUUGACAUGAACUGCAAGGAUAAGUUUCUCCUUCAAAGUGUAACUGCAAGUCCGGGGGCUAGCACAAAGGAUAUCACACCUGAAAUGUUCAAUAAAGAAUCGGGCCACAAUGUCGAAGAGUGUAAGCUGAGGGUCGUUUAUGUGGCUCCCCCUCGGCCUCCAUCCCCAGUUCGAGAAGGAUCAGAAGAAGGUUCCUCACCACGAGCCUCCAUUUCAGAUAAUGGAAACUUGAAUAACUUUGAAUUUACGGCUGCUUCAAAGACAUUUGAUGAGCCGCAGGACAAUUCAUCCGAGGCAAAGGCUCUAAUUUUGAAAUUGACUGAGGAGAAAAACUCAGCUAUUCAGCUAAAUAACAAGCUUCAACAGGAAUUGGAGCUUUUGAAGCGACAAACCAAGAGAGGCCACGGCGGUAUUUCGUUUAUAUACGUCGUUCUCAUCGGCUUGCUUGGCCUUAUCUUGGGGUAUCUUAUGAAGAGGACGUAACCGAUUGAUGAUCUUGUAUCCUCUGGCGCCUUUGCUCAAGAAAAUUGUAGGAUGGAAGAGGCAAAAAGAACGAAGCUUGUUCAAGAACCAGGGACCGCAAUUUGGGUGUGAGAGCAUUCUGUACCAAAGUCAGAUGUAUUUAUCAUAUUUAUUCAGUUCUCGAACGGUACAAUCGUGUGCUAACAUUACAGAGAGUUCUCUGGGAGUUGAAUAGGACCUUUGUUGAUGCAAAGCAAAGAUUGAUGACCAACUGUUUUUGGGUGAUGUAGCGCGUUCGUGACUCUUUGUUCCCCUCGCCGUAGGAAGUCUA